CGUCGAAGUUGGGUUGAAUGGGAAAAAAUGCUUCACGCUUAGAUGUUGAGAGUAUCGUCGCGAAAAGCCGCCGUCACUGAGUGGGGGAAUUGUUGCAGCAGUUCGGCAUGAUAAUAUGGGGCUUGGUGUGGACCGAGGCCUAGUCGCUGGGCUGUGCGCUAGCAUAUCCCACCAAGUCAGGUGAGUUCGUCGUCGCACGAUCGACGCGUUGAUGAUUGUGGCGUGUUGGGUGCUGGCCCGGUGUCAUAAGUUUAGUAGACUGCGCCGCUUUUAGACGCUAGAGUGCAAAGCCACGUUCGUUGGUAGAACGAACUACGUGUUUGUGUGUGCGCUUUAGCCUUUAACUCAGUAGGCCGUGACCGUCAGGCCAGUUUGCAAGUGCGAUAGAAUGCAUUCAUGGGGGGCACAUGGUAGCCAACUUCCGGAUGCUGCGCAUCAUAGAGCGUGCUAAAUACGGCACCAUUAAUGGAAGAUGCGGUUCUGAUCAGUAAGUGCAGUGGUUUCACAGCUGGAAUUGUGCUAGUCGUUCCUCCGAGUGCGGAAGCAAACAACGUGUGAGGUUAUACGGAGUGCAUCCACAUCUAACCUCAUGUACGAUGGCAUCCAUCACUGUGUUGCGCUUGCUUAAGUGUGUGAUUGUUAUAUUUGUCCUGGGCUUACUCGUUGAUGGUGCCGUCGUACGGCAGUAUACCUGUGACAGUUACUUCCAAUCCUGGUGCCAGCUGCACAACGCCACUGUACAUAUGGACACGGAUGUGCAGGCGAGUGUGUUCCCCCGCGUACGGCAGCUCGGCUUCAUUUACGGUUCCAUCGGCAACUUCACGCACACGUUCAACAACCAGCUGUUCAAGGCGGGAGUACUACGGGUGUUCGCACGGGGCACCCGGGUAACGACACUCACCAUGCCCAGCACGAUCGAGCAGCUCUAUCUGCGCGACAACGGUUUGCGGACGGUGGAAAUCGACCCACGGGCACGGUACAUCGUGCGCUACCUCCGGCUGCAGAUGAAUAAACUUCGCUCGAUCGCACACUUCGAACAUCUCACGCAGCUGCACGAGCUCAAUCUGUGUGACAAUUUGAUCGAAGACGUACCGCUGGAUACGUUUGCCACCAUGCCAGCGCUGCGCCAGCUGAUCCUGUGCGGCAAUCACAUCAAGACGCUCGGUACUACGCCGACCGUCAUCCAGCUGCCCGCACUGACGCACCUAGACCUCGGUGGCAACUUUCUCGCGAGCCUCCCGCUCGAACGGUGGCAGCUGCCACAGCUGAUUAACCUAAGCGUGCGCGAUAACCUGCUAACCACACUGGACAGUGGGCUGCUCGUGCGGCGGUUUCCUCUGCUACGCAUACUGGACGCAUCGGCGAACGCACUCGAUUGCCAUUCGUACCACCAAGCACUGCAAACGUUUGUGAAUCGUUCCGUGGUGCAUCUGAUCGAUCGGCGCAUGUGCAGCGUGGACGAUGCGAUCGUGCUGGAUGCGGAGGAAAUGCGGCGUCCCAAUGGCAUCAAACCGGCGGCGGCGGAGGGUAAUGGUCCGCUGGAGGUGCGCCAUCUGAAGGAACGCAUCUUUCUGCAGCAGCGCACCAUACAGCAGCAGCGGAUGGAAAUUGAGCAGCUGCGCGCCAACCUGACCACGCUGAUGGAGCAGUUCGAUCUGGUGGCUGGACCGGCAAGAGCGCUUGAUCCGUUCUAACGCGACCCCUUCGUGCGACGGUAGCAGUGGGAGGCAGUUGCCCUUUAAAGACAAACAUGCCACAAAGAGGAUAUCGGGUGAAACACACACAAACGCGUACAUUUAAAUGUGUUACUUUUGUGCACAACAUGUGUGUGUGUGUAUAACGA
Molecule: messenger RNA, 1843 nt
Organism: Anopheles coluzzii
Lineage: Eukaryota; Metazoa; Arthropoda; Insecta; Diptera; Culicidae
Exons: 2
Coding region: 597-1694 (365 amino acids)
Molecular function (GO): protein binding
Source: RefSeq, a predicted model, not a curated record